AUGGCGAUUCUCAAAUUAUUGAGUGAGGAAAUAUUCGAUUAUUCAGCAGAACAAAUGACACAACUUAAAACAAAGAACCUGAAAACGCAAAUGUGUCACGAAUUCUCCAAGAUAUUUGAAUUGUGCAAUGAAGUCCUAGAAAAAGCUCAUCAACCUAGUUUAAUCAAAGCGACGUUAGAAACUCUUUUGAGAUUUUUAAAUUGGAUUCCCUUGGGGUACAUCUUUGAGACGAAUGUCAUCGAAAAUUUAAGGAAUAGGUUCCUAGAAUCGCCAGAUUAUAGAAAUGUAACGUUGAAGUGUCUUACGGAGAUUGGAGCAUUGAGUGUGAGUCACGAUUAUGAUGAGAAGUUUAUUGCUCUUUUCAACAUGGUCGUAGCGUCUCUCACAUCGAUGAUACCUCUCUCGGCAGAUAUCGCUUCAAUUUACAAUAACAGCUCUAAUGACGAGCAAGAAUUUAUUCAAAAUCUGGCAUUAUUUCUGACAAGUUUUUUGGGCGCUCACCUUAAGAUAAUGGAAGCACAACCAGACAAUAGUGGUCUUUUGACUGCUCAUUAUUAUCUCCUCAGAAUUUCACAAGUUGAAGAGCGUGAAAUAUUUAAAGUAUGCUUGGAAUAUUGGACCAAACUGGUUGCAGAAUUGUACGAAGAGAUACAACAAAUUCCCGUUCUUGAGAUGCCCACUCUUUCUUUAACCGGCGCCGUAUCAUCACCUUCCGCUCUUGCUAAUAUUCCAUUAAGAAAGAAUAUGUAUUCAGACAUACUGUCAAAUUUGAGGGUUAUUAUGAUCGACCGUAUGGUAAAACCAGAAGAGUGGGACAGCACGUUGGCACAAGUGACCCAGAGCUUGGAUGCUCUCAAUGUUACUGAAAACACAAAGCUUCUUGGUCACGUUCUCCGAACAAACGUGGCCGCUUGUAAUGCUGUUGGUAGUGGGUUUUCUGUUCAGAUCGCUCGUAUUUACGUAGCAUUAUUGGAGUUAUAUAAAGCAGUCAGUCAACUUAUAUCGGAUAGCGUCGCUCGAGAUGCUGUUCUCAUUGAUUAUAAUACUAAUGUGGAACAAGCGAGGGAUGCAGAGGUGCUGAGUUCGAUGGCCUCUAUAAUCUCAAAAUUAGGGGCUGGGAUUACGAAAGAAGUUCCAGCAAUUCUUAAUGCUGUUUUUGAAUGUACUCUAAAUAUGAUUAACAAAGACUUUUCUGAAUACCCUGAGCAUCGUGUUGGAUUCUUUAAAUUGCUUCGGGCCAUUAAUCAGCACUGUUUUCCUGCUUUACUAACUUUACCACCGGCACAGUUUAAGCUCAUUAUGGACAGCAUUGUUUGGGCCUUCAAACAUACAAUGCGUGAUAUUGCUGAAACAGGACUUAAUAUCUGCUUAGAAUUAUUGAAUAACAUAUCAUUACAAGAUACAACAACUGCAAAUUUGUUUUAUCAGCAAUAUUUCCUUAACCUUCUGCAAGACGUAUUCUUCGUAUUGACUGACACAGAUCAUAAAAGUGGUUUAUUUGAAUUGAACCAAGAUUUUAACAGAUUUAAACUGCAUUUAAGAGACUUCCUUAUUCAACUGAAGGAAUUUUCCGGUGACAACGCUGAUUUAUAUCUUGAAGAGCGGGAAGCUGAGGCUGAACUUCGAAAGAAGACCGAAAUGGAAAACGCACUAAAGAUUCCAGGACUCGUGAAGCCCUCUGAUUUACCAAUGGAUGAAGAAGAAUAG
Molecule: messenger RNA, 1707 nt
Organism: Acaulospora colombiana
Lineage: Eukaryota; Fungi; Glomeromycota; Glomeromycetes; Diversisporales; Acaulosporaceae
Source: the annotation of a GenBank genome assembly